This is a messenger RNA of Geodia barretti, 888 nucleotides long. The record is from the annotation of a GenBank genome assembly. NCBI's taxonomy places the organism in Eukaryota, Metazoa, Porifera, Demospongiae, Tetractinellida, Geodiidae.
AUGGCGACGCUGGAUAUCAGGCUGAAGAGAGCCAACAAGGUGUAUCGGGAGGGGGAGGUGAUAAAGGGGGCGCUGGUUGUGACGAGCAAGAGCGAGCUCAGCCACACGGGUAUCACGCUCGCCAUGGACGGGACCGUAUCCCUGCAGCUGAGCGCCAAGAGCGUGGGCGUGUUCGAGGCCUUCUACAACUCCCUCAAGCCGAUCAACCUCCUCAACUACUCCUUGGAGAUAUCCAAAGCCGGAAAACUACCAAGCGGGAGCACCGAGAUCCCGUUCGAGCUGCCCCUCAGACCCAAGGCCGGGAAGAAACUAUACGAAACGUACCACGGCGUCUUUGUCAACAUACUGUACACGCUGAAGGUGGACAUGAAGCGCCCGUUGUUGAACAAAGACAUGCAAAAGGUGUCCGAGUUUAUCGUGGAGUAUGCUCCGGGCGAGAAGCAGGAAGAGAAAGAGGUGAAGUUCACCAUUUCCCCACAGAGUCUUGAAAACGUCAAGGAUCGCGGCCGAGUCCCUGAUUUUCUAGUUUCGGGGAAAAUUGACACCGUCAACUGCUGCAUCACAAAGCCUUUCUGCGGCGAACUGACUGUAGAGCGCUCUUCCUCCUCAAUCAGAUCAAUAGAGCUUCAACUGGUUCGGGUGGAAACGUGCGGUUGUGCGGAGGGUUACGCAAGAGACCCGACGGAAAUCCAAAACAUUCAGAUCGCCGACGGAGACGUAUGCAAGGGUAUUGUGAUUCCUCUCUAUAUGGUGUUCCCUCGACUGUUCACCAGCCCAACGCUGGCAACGAGCAAUUUCAAAGUCGAGUUUGAAGUCAACGUUGUCAUAAUCUUUCACGAUGAUAGCCUAGUUACAGAGAACUUUCCAAUCAAGCUGUCAAGAUUCUGA